CACUCCAUAAACAGACAUGGAGAGCUCUGUGAAGCAGCUGGUCCAGGGCAAGGCUUUGCUCUUCAUCAUCGUUGUUGGUUUGGGAGGAUCGUUUCAGAUCGGAUGUCACGUCACGCUGAUCAGCUCUCCCUAUCCUUUCAUUAACAGCUUUAUAAACAGCAGCUGGACUCAGCAGUAUGGUCAAGCUCCAGGAGAAGACACGCUCACACUCCUCUGGGCUACAUUCGUGGCCUUUUACUCAAUCGGUGCACUCUUUGGUGGCAUAAGUGUCCAGUUUGUCCUGAAUCUUCUCGGGAGGAAAAAAGCCAUGAUGUGGAACAGUAUGCUCAACAUUGUCGCUGUAGCCAUCAUGAUGACAAGCAGAGCUGCUAACUCGUUUGAGAUGAUCAUUUUGGCUCGCUUCCUGUUCGGUGUAACCUCAGGCUUAGGUGGAAACAUCCACAGCAUCUACCUCGGAGAGAGCUCACCCAAGAACAUAAGAGGAGCCGUGUCAGUAACGAUGGCUACCUUCAGCAGCAUCGGGAAGCUGGCGGGGCAGAUCGCAGGUCUGAGUGAGAUCCUGGGUCGAGAGGAUCUGUGGCACAUCCUGCUCUGUGUUCCAGCGUUUAUUGGUUUCGUUCAGAUAUUUGCACUGCCCUUAUUUCCUGAAGCACCAGGAUAUUUACUGAUAGAGAAAGGGAAGCUGGAGGAGUGUAAAAAAGCUCUGCAGUACCUGUGGGGUCCGGGUGACUAUAAACUGGAGCUCGAGGAGAUGCAGGAGGAGCAGGCUGCUCUGAAGGGACAGCGCAAUAAGAAUCUGUUUGAGCUGCUGACAGACUCAACCGUUCGCUGGCAGUGUCUCUCUCUGGUGGUCCUCUUUGGAUGCAUCCAGUUCUGUGGUAUCGCAGGAAUCAGCAUUUUUGCUUACAGCCUUUUCCAGGAGGCCGGAAUUCCCAUGGAUAAGAUCCGGUACGUCACGCUGGGAGUCGGGGCCUUGGAAAUCCUCACCACCAUCACGUGUAGCAUGAUAAUCGAGCGUGUUGGAAGGCGAUUGCUGCUUUGGGGAGGUUUCGGGAUCAUGGCAGUCCUUAUGGUUUUGCUCACCAUCACACUUCAGCUUAAGGAUUAUGAUUUUUGGGUUCCGUACUGCAGCAUCGCCCUGGUGUUUCUGUUCGUCAUCUCCUUCGGAGGAGGACCAGCUGGCGUCACCGUACCUCUCAGUUAUGAGAUGUUUGUCCAGUCGGAUCGCUCCGCUGCCUUCGUGCUUCUGGGACUUGUAGUAUGGGGAGGCUUGGCUGUAUUCGGCUUCGUUUUUCCAUUUCUCCUUGAUGCCAUAAAGUCCUUCAGCUUUUUGCUGUUCGCGUGCAUUUGUCUGGCCGGAUCACUCUACUCCGUCUUCAUUUUGCCGGAAACAAAGGGCAAAACUCCGCUGGAGAUCGCUGAGGAUUUUAGAAAAAUUAGACUGUGUGACUCUGCGACUGAAGACGAAUGUUUGGAGACAAAGCUGUGAAAGAAAAAAGAUUUUUUUUGUAUGUAUGUGAGUGUGUUUAUAAUUUAUGUUCAAAUUUUAAUAUUUUUUUUAUUUUUGUUAAAAUGUGUUUAUAUCUUAAAAUCCUUAUGUUUUAUGAUUUAAUUUUUGAUUUUUC
This is a messenger RNA of Hemibagrus wyckioides, 1625 nucleotides long. RefSeq names its product solute carrier family 2 member 9, like 1 (gene slc2a9l1). The record is from RefSeq and is a predicted model, not a curated record. The transcript is spliced from 12 exons. Gene Ontology annotation, biological process: monosaccharide transmembrane transport. Bases 17 to 1489 code for a protein of 490 amino acids. Lineage: Eukaryota; Metazoa; Chordata; Actinopteri; Siluriformes; Bagridae. Gene Ontology annotation, cellular component: membrane. Gene Ontology annotation, molecular function: hexose transmembrane transporter activity.